GUUUUAGAUCCUGAAGAAAAAAAAAGGCAGGCCAUACGAAACAACAGCCACAAUGUCACCGGAAAGACAAGGUGGUGGCGGUGCUCCCCAUGGAGUAAUACUAGCCGUAGUGGUGGCCAUCGUAGUAUUAGCUCCUUUCUUGUUCGGCGAUCAAGGCGAGGCCAUAACCGAAGCCAUUUCCGACCUCUUAACUCCACUUGGUCUUCUCCUCCUGCCCAUUAUCCUCCUCCUCACAAUCCAGUUCCUUUCAUCCGACAGCGGCUCCUUCGUCUCUGCCAUCUUCUCCACCGGCGAACCCGAUUCCAUCCACCGCGCCAGCGGAUCUCCGUUUGGAGUUGCCUUGUUCCUCCUCCUCAUCUUGUUCUUGCUCUACAAUCGUGUUUCCAUCUUCGGCGGCGAUGACGAUUUAGACGAUUGACUUCCCCGAUCUAUCGAAGACUUCUUUUUUGU
Messenger RNA from Hibiscus syriacus, 450 nucleotides. RefSeq lists its product as uncharacterized. Lineage: Eukaryota; Viridiplantae; Streptophyta; Magnoliopsida; Malvales; Malvaceae. The transcript has a single exon. The record is from RefSeq and is a predicted model, not a curated record. The coding region runs from base 53 to 418 and encodes 121 amino acids.